Leptopilina boulardi is the source of this 6254-nucleotide messenger RNA. RefSeq names its product zinc finger FYVE domain-containing protein 9 (gene Sara). The record is from RefSeq and is a predicted model, not a curated record. Gene Ontology annotation, cellular component: early endosome membrane. The transcript is spliced from 15 exons. The coding region runs from base 561 to 5306 and encodes 1581 amino acids. Lineage: Eukaryota; Metazoa; Arthropoda; Insecta; Hymenoptera; Figitidae. Gene Ontology annotation, molecular function: metal ion binding. Gene Ontology annotation, biological process: endosomal transport.
UUAACAACCAAGAUGUCGCUGUGACAUUCCGUGAACUAUAUAAUAAUUAGUUAAUUUAGAAGUUUUACAAUUUGUGCUGCAAAAAUAAGUUUACUACAUCUAAAUAAAUGCAAUUAACUAAAUUUCAACAUAUUAUCCUUUUUAUUUGGAAACAAUUACAGUGAAAUUGUGUUUAUCAAAAAUAGCAGCAAAACCCAUUAUAGUGACUAUCGGAAGUUAAAAUUCCAUUCUGUGUGUGAAUUGACAGUCUACUUGUCAAAAUAAUUGUCGGUUUAAUCUGCCGUUUGUGACAAUUCUUUUUUUUACAAUUAUUAUCUCAAAAAAAUACGCAAUGUGAAAUAUAACGAAUGUUCGUAUACAAUUUUAAAUUAAGAGAGAAUCUUUUCUAAUAAUUAAACAGUAAUUAUUAGUAUUGAAAAAAAACGGCUGCUGCUUUCCAGAAGUACCUACACAUAAGCAGUUUAGUUUGAUUUUCAUGCCUAAAAGUAUCGUUGUUAUGUUUAUUUUUUCUUGUGUUUAACACUCAUGAUACCAGAUUAGCUGUAGUAUUAAAAGUCAGCAUGGAGAAAUUUGCUAUUGAUUUAGACAAAGUACUCGAUGAGUUUGAAUUUAAUGAAGAUCGAGCUGAGCAAGUUGCAUCAGUAGCCCCAAGACAAAUUGGACCUUCAAUAAUUCCAGUUUCACAAGGAUUAAUUCCAAAAACUCAUAAUCGACCAACAAGCUCAACAAUUGUUUCAAAUGAAGAUCUAAAUGUUAUACCUCCACCUCCGGAAAGGCACAAAGAUGAACGUCCUCAUCAUAGUAAUACUGAGGAAUCACCUUUAAGAAUUGAAAGAGAAAAAAUGAAUGAUAAUCUUGCAAGUUUUCGAAAAGCCGAACUCAAACAGGAUAAUGUUGAUUCUAUCAAUCAUUUCUAUACUCAUGGUCGUUUAAAUGAUAGUAAAAUUCAACCAAAACAAUGCGUUGAAUCUCAAUCAUUAGAUCCAGAACCAGUAUCAAUAAUACAUAAUGAUAUAUCGCAAAAACUUUUACAAAAAAAAUUAAAUGACAAUAGUAAUUCAAAAGUAAAUAGCUACGAUAAUAAAUUAAAUCAAUCGCAUAUGAAACCAAGUGUCAGUAAUGUUUUUAGUAGUCUCAAUGAAUAUAUAAAUGCUCCAAGUGGAAGUUUAGUGACUGAAGAAAAUCCCAAUGAUUCAAUUAAUGUUAAUUUUAUUGUUUCUGAUAAUAAAAGAAAAGAUGAAUCCGUCUUAAAAAUUGAAUCCACAAAAGAUUGUACUGUCAUUAAAAAUAUAACAACUGACACUGGUAGUAUAAGUGUAAUAAAAAAUGAUAUUGGUGUUGCAAGCACAGGACCAAAAUUAUCAAAUGCCAUCACUCUACCACCAAAAUAUCAAAAUAUUCUUCUACCAAUUAAAUUGGAUACGUGUAUUGAAAAACCAAGUAACGUUGUAAUAGCCGAACAUAAAAUACCAGAAAAUGUUAAUUUACCAGAAACAAGUAAAUCUGUAAAUAUAGAGCGUAAUUUUAUAUCUCAAUUAGAUAAAACAGAAAGACAAGAAGCAAAAAGUAUCAUAGAUGAACCGGAAAAUGUUUAUGAAAAUGUUUAUAUUGGCACUGAUAUUCCUAAAACGCAGGGAACUAUUAAUAAAUUAAAAAAUUUAGAUACAAAAGAAACAAAACAAUUGGAACAAUCAUUAAAAGGAGAAGAAGAAAAACAUACUUAUGAAAAUAUUGAUUUUCCUUCAACAAAAAUUCGAAUUCCCAAUAAGGAUUCUGUUUAUGAAUAUAUUUUUCUUGGUAAUAGAGAACAAUUACCAGAGACAACAACAGAAUUAGAAGUUGCAGCAAAAAAAUUGGAUCAAUUUUAUGCGAAUAAAAAAAAUCAAGAAACAGAAUUAGAAAUUCAAGGGAAAAAAAUUGAUCAAUUUUAUACAAAUAAAAAAAGUCAAGAAUCUGAAACAAAAGGUAGUAAUACAACAAGAUUAGUAUUUCAAGCAGUUCAAUUAAAUCCACCGCCACAGGAACAUAAACCAAUUGGAUUUGGAAAUAUUGAUGAUUUAUCUGAAGAGGAAUUAAAUCGUUUUUUAGCUGAAUUAGAAGAAGAGGAGAGAGUUAAUGAAGCUUCUGGUUCUGAUGGAAUAUUACAAAAAUUUUCAAAUAAAAAACAAGACGAUGAAGAUGCAAAUGAAGCACCAAUAUUUGAGAGUGUUGUCAUUGGUGAAUUACCAAGUGUCUCUGAGGAGGAUCUUCAACAGAAAGCAAAGAAAUUUCCCGUUAUUGAUUAUAGUAAAGGACGAAUUGGUGAAAGUUCAAGUGGUGGUAGUGAUUUUUUAGCCAAGAAAGGUGUAGAAAAAUUUCACGAAUCUACAAAACCUAUUUCGAAAGUAAAAGAGGACAAAGGAAAAACAAGAAAAAGUAAAAAAACAAAUGAAAAAAUUAGAAAGUGCUCUGAUAAUUUUGAUAUUUCAAUUAAUGAAACAGUUGAUGAAAUUGUUAUAGCGCAAGAUAAAGAAAAUGGAAAUUGUAUUUCGGAAAUAGUUGACACUAAUAUAAAGGAAUGUAAUAAUAAAAGUGAAAAUGAUGAUGAUUUUCAAAAUAUUACAAAUCCUGGAAAUAAUUUAUCACAUGAUUUAAGCCUCGACGAGAGUGGUGAAACUGAUGAUGAUGAUGAGGAGGAUAAUGAUGAUAAUAAUGAUAAUGGCGAUGAUAAUAAACUAUUAAAUCCUGAAUUAAAUCCUCAUAACGAUGAGACUGGUAAUUUAAAUGUAAAUGAAAAUAUGAGUAGAAUAAAAAUGGAUGAUAAUAGUAGUAGAAGAAUUAAUGAUGUAGAUAACAAUUUGGAUCAUAAUGAAAAUAGUGAGGAGGAUCUUAAUCGACCAACAAGACCACAAACUUUGGAUAUUGUUGCUACAGUUAACAUGACUGAAUUUACGACAGGGAAACAAGAAACAGUUCCUGUUGUUUCGGAUGUUCCUGAAAAUGAGGGUAAUGGAGAUGAAAUUCGAGUACCAUCACCAGAUAUUUCGGAGAAUUCUUCUAUGGAUUCGGGAAUGGUACUUGGAAAACAACCGCCCUUUUGGAUUCCGGAUGCCGAAGCACCUAAUUGUAUGCUUUGUGAUGUGAAAUUUAAUGUUAUUAAGAGACGUCAUCAUUGUCGAGCUUGUGGAAAGGUGUUAUGUAGUAAAUGUUGCAAUAUGAAAUAUAGAUUAGAAUACCAGGGCAAUAUUGAUUCUCGAGUUUGUUUACCUUGCUAUCAACUACUCAUUAAAGCUGAAAUUGAACAAGAAUCUGGAGAUUGGUCAGGAUAUUCAAACAGUGCAAGUGGUCCGGGAAUAAAUUCACCUCAAGGGAGACAGCCUAAUCCAAAUAAUCCGAUGGAGUACUGUUCAACAAUACCACCUUUGCAACAGUUAGUUGGUGGUUUGCCUCCACCUCCCACGGUCAUGGUUCCAGUUGGUGUUCUUAAGAGGGAAGGAAGUACAAAACAACGUUCAGAGGGACAAAAAUCUGUCAUGUUCAGUGAUGGAAUAAGGCCUGGCUGUGACCUAACAGAAUUAGAUACAUCAUGGGAUCUAAAGCCACCGUCGAGAAAGGUUGGAAGUAAACGAAUAGCAGCCUCUGGUUUUCCAUCAUCGUCAAAUAUUGCCAAGAAACAAAAUUUACCCCCAUUAGAUCCAAAUACAAAUAGUUAUAUUCCUCAGGAUGCAAAUACAUUACCGCCAACUGUUAACAUUCAUAAAGGACAAAUAACAUAUACGGAUGUUUUGGAUCAAAACAGUUUAUUUGUUACUUUGAAAAAUGAAUGCGAACCUGCUGUGAUGUUUGCCAUUAAUCGAAAUCUCUACGCGUAUAUAAAAAUAAUUAAUUUGAGUUGUUGUAUGAACAAAAUAUGUUGGAAUAUCACAUCGAAAGGUCUUGCCUGUGUUGGGCAAGAUGAAGUUAUAUUUUUAAUAGAGACCCUACCUGAUGAAACACAAAUUCCAAAAGAUGUUCUGAUACAUAUCAAUCAGAUUUAUAUGGAAGCAACAAAAGGAAAUACAAUAACUGAAAACGGUGUAUCGAUACAUCAAAAUGGUAAUUUAUUAGGAUCUCGAGAGCAUGCAGGAUUUCUUUUUAUUCGUCAAACUCUUCAGUGUUUACAAAAAAUUGUUCUUCCUCCAUCUCCUUUUCUUGUCGGUUUACUAGUUCACAGGUGGGAAACUCCUUGGGCUAAAGUAUUUCCACUGAGGCUUGUUUUACGUUUAGGAGCCGAGUAUAGAUAUUAUCCUUGUCCAUUGGUCUCAGUACGUUUUAGAGAAGCUGUUUAUUUUGAAAUUGGUCAAACGGUAAUGAAAGUUUUGGCUGAUUUUCGAAAUUUUGCCUAUACAUUGCCAGCUGUACGUGGUUUAACAAUACACAUGGAGGGUACAACAACAUUUGUUCGAUUUCCGAAAAAUCGUUACGAUCAAGUUAUAAAGGGUUUAAAUAAUUCUAACGAUCAUGUAUUAGCAUUUGCGGCUAAUUUUAGCGUACAAGCUGAUUCACAUUUAGUUUGUAUACAAACAAAUUCUGAAGAGGAAAGUAGUUAUCAAACACAAGCAAUUAAUAUUGAAAUUAAACCAAGAAAAGUGACUGGAGCUAGUUUUAUUGUUAUCAAUGGAGCAUUAAAAUCAUCAAUGGGUCUUUCUGCUAAGACAAGUAUUGUUGAAGAUGGAUUAAUGGUACAAAUAAUGCCAGAGAAAUUGGAGGCCUUGAAAGCUGCUUUAAAAAAUAUGCAGGAAUUUACGAUAGGUUGCGGUCGACAAGGUGCUCCAGAACCCGAUGAAGUUGUUAAUAUUACGUGGGUCGAGAAUGAUGUUUUAUUUAAUUUAGGAGUCAAAAGUCCAAUCGAUGGUAAACCAAUGGAUGGAGUUCCGUCAAUUAGAGUUCAUAAUGGUGUGGAUUAUGUAGGAACAAGCAGGUUUAUUCGUUGGACGGAAGUAUUUAUAGUUAAGUCUGAUGAUCAUCCAAAUGGUGUUCAUGAUCCAGUGGACAUUAAUAAACUUUCGGAGAAUAUUGCUAGAGCUACAUGUACAGCUCUAGUUAAAUUAUUAGAUCUUUUAGCAGCCGCUGGACUCACAAAACUUGCUGUAAGAACAACUAUUCAUCCAGAUAAUGUUGGAUAUGAAGCUGGUAGCGAAGGCACACGAUUGCCUCCAAUUUAUAUGAAUAGUUUGGAUAAUGAGCUGAUUCAAGUUUUGCAAAAAGCCGUACAAAGUAGUCAGGAUACACAUACAGUCCUCGAAUUAGUCUUCUAUAUAUUGGAGUCUGAGAAUUAUUGUGUUUAGAUUUUCAAGUAAAAAAGAAAGAAAAAAAAAAUCCCCUCGUGGAUGGGUAAUGUGCAAUGUACAUUUGAAAGUCUUGUAACUUAACUUGAAUUACGUAAUUUUUGUUAUCAUUUCUUUUCUACAAGUGUAUUUCAAGUUUUGUAAAAUAGUGACUAAAAAAAAAAGUCCUGGCGUAAUUCUCAAAGCAAAAUUACAGACAAAAUACGAAGAUUAUGAAAAAAUCUUCCAACUUUUAAAAUGUUGAAAAGAAAAACACUCUCAGCCUGUAAAUUUUCAAAAUAAAAUCUCUAACAGGCUUAGGAAAACUUACAUAGCUUUAGCUUUUUUCAAGCGUAACAUUUAUAUGAAAUAUAUAUCUAUAUAUCUAUUAAUAUUUUUGUAUAAGCUUUGAAUCUUUCUUUUUAAACUGCAUUUUCUUAUUUUUUAAUUAAUUUCUUAUUCUUUGAAAAUUGAUUUUAAUCUAAAGUUUAUAUAUAUAAAAAAAAGGUUUUAAAUUAUUUUUUAACUGUAUGAAAAUCAAGAGAAGUCGAUUUGUGGAGAUUGAAUGAAAAAAAAGAAAGAAAUGUCAAAUUUUAUAUAAAAUUCUUUUUGUACAGUUUAUUCUUUCAGCGUAAGAAUUUAAUAUAAUUUGUUAUCGUCAUGUUACUAACCAUCGUUCUAAUAAAAUGUUGAAGCUAAUGUAAUGUAUGUAUAUUGUUACUUAUGUUUGAGAAAAAGAUAUUAAGAUCAAUUGAAAAAACAUAAGUAUUUAUUUUACUCUCCAUUAUGUAUUUCUCAGAAUAUUCUCUGAGUUUCAUGAAUCACAUCUAAAAAAAAAAUGAUAUAUCUUCUCAGGAUAGAGCAAUUUAAGUAAUUAUUUUGUGUUUUAUAGAUAAAAAAAGGGGUGAAUUUUUAUGCAGUGUAAAUGUGAUAAUAGAGCAAAUAAAUUGUACAUAUAUUACACUACUA